Messenger RNA from Priapulus caudatus, 2493 nucleotides. Its product is annotated as bromodomain-containing protein 8-like. The record is from RefSeq and is a predicted model, not a curated record. Lineage: Eukaryota; Metazoa; Priapulida; Priapulimorpha; Priapulimorphida; Priapulidae. Bases 186 to 2426 code for a protein of 746 amino acids. Gene Ontology annotation, molecular function: protein binding. Gene Ontology annotation, cellular component: NuA4 histone acetyltransferase complex. The transcript has 18 exons.
CCCCGCUGGCGAUGUUGUGUGGGAAAUUUACGGAGAGGUUUGUGUCCCACUGAACGUAAUUUCUUCUGUGUUUUGUUGACAUAAUGUCAAUGAUAAUGAUAGUUGAUUGUUGAAGGUAUUAUAAGUGCCUAAACAAGAUUAAAAGUGUGAAUAGGAUCACCAGUAGACCACGAAUAAUCAUCAGUAUGUCUAAUAAAGCGCAAAAGUAUGUGAUGAAGAGACCAGCUCCUGAUCAGUGGUCUAUCAGGGAACAGCUGUGUCUGGCCUCGUCCGUGGCCCGCAGUGGCGAUCAGAACUGGGUUGGUGUUAGCAGAGCUAUUAGACCCUUUUCAGAACCACAUAGAACACCAGACUGGUUUUCUCAGAAGAACUGCGCAAUGCAGUAUGCAUAUCUCCUAGAAACAGUUGACUCGCCAAAGUGCAAGCGCAGAAAGGCAGAGAAAGGGGUUGAGAAGCCGUCCGACACGGUAGAGACACCUGGUGACCUGAUCGUGCGACGCUUGACCCAGGACCGCAUAGAAGAGCUGAAAAAACUUGUGCAAGAGGAGCAGCGCACUUACAAGAAGCUGAAGGAUGACAUGGAGCAGGUGAAGGCAGGUGAGCUGGAUGACCGGCUGCCUGAGAUGUGGGCGGAGAUCUGCAGGCAGCGGCGGGCGGCAGAGGAGGCGGCCGAGGCAAGGAGAUUAGUUAUUGAGGCAAAGGCACGCGCCGAAGCUGAAGCGAAGAAGAGACUGCAAGUUAACAAGCCUUUGGAGAUCAUCCAGAAAGCAGACGAGAGUUUCUCUGCUGUUGAGUCGCCACUGAUGGAUCCGCUAUCUGUAGAGGUCACGGACGAUGAGUUUAUCGAGCUGGCCCCCAUUGUUGAUGACAUCACCGUGGCGGACACUGGUCAGCGGACACCUCCUGAAUCUCCUCUGCUCUCAUCGUUGCUCAUGAAUCGCAUGCCUGCGCCCGUCGCCGACCAUCCUCCGCCGAAACCCGAUGAUGUACCGCAUCCCAAGGUAGAAGUACCGUUACCACCAACACCUAUAAAGACGGAAUCUCCAUCUGAGGAACUAGAUGGAAACGAUUUGACCGUCAGCCAGCCAGAUAUUACGCCGAUUGUGACGCCUUCCCCAGAACCUGAAGCUCCAGCGCAAGUAGUAGUCGAGGAAAAGGAAACCAUUGUCAUAGAAACAGAAGAAACUUCAGUUACGGUCAUAGAGGAAACUCCCGCACCGGCUACAAUUGUCGUUGAGCCAACAGUGGACGUGGAAGAGACUGCAGACAUAGAUGUAUCCGUGAACGAAGAAACUGUAGGAGAAGAAGAGGUGCAGGUUCAGGAAGAAUUCGUUGCUAAUACGGACGACACGGCUGAGAUAGCUGAGAUAGUUGAGAUAGUUGAGGAGUCUCCCGUCGAAGUGGUUGACGUGAAGGAAACAUCCGAGACUACAGUUAAACAGGAGCCUGAGGAGCAGGAGCAGGAGCAGGAGCAGGUGGUUGCCACGGACGACGCCGUCAGCAGCGCGGUGUCUGCGGAUGAGGAAGCGUGCGUUAAGGAGGAGCCGCUCUCUCCGGCUAGCAGCGUCUCGUCGAAAGUUAGCGAGCAGGAGGCGGUGGUGCAGCGCAGUGGACGCGGCAAGCGGGGAAGACCGGUCGCCCGGAGGAGUCUCCGCGUGAAGCACAAAGAACCGGAAGCGGAAACCGCGGCAGAGCCGAAACCGGAAUCCACGAGCACUCCGAAGUUGCUGUCUCCGCGAGGCCGCGAGGGGGGGGAGCCGGACGUGAGCGGAUUGGAGAUGGACCUUGAUAGCAUGCAUGCAGACAGCGACGAUAGCAGUUACGUGGGAAGCAAGCGGAAAGAGCUGUUUACCGAUUCCAUACCGAGCAGCCCUGCUUCUACAGUACAUGGAGAGGACUUGGAAUCUGCUAAGGAGCACAGAGCUUGGAAGAAGUCCAUCUUGUUGGUGUGGCGCGCUGCCGCCAAUCACAAAUAUGCGAAUGUUUUCUUGCAUCCAGUUACAGAUGAAAUGGCUCCUGGUUACAGCUCUGUUGUUUUGAGGCCCAUGAAUCUGAUGGGCAUCAAGAAGAGCUUGGAGACGGGGCAGAUUCGCACGACAGUGGAGUUCCAGCGAGACAUGAUGCUCAUGUUUCAGAAUGCUAUCAUGUACAACAACUCCAACCAACCCGUCUUCAACAUGGCGCGCGAGAUGCAGGCUGACGUCAUCCGACACGUGGAGGAUUUCCUCGCGACUCAGCUCAUGGUGCAAGCGACAGACAUAAAAAGUCUCAGAGACAGAGGUCGGGACAGCAUCGGGCUUAGACGCUCAGAGGGAUCCGAUAGGGACGAUGUGGAUCGGCGAGGUCGCAAGUCGAUGGGGGACGCGGCGAUGGAACAUGGCGGCAAGCAGAAGAAGCGUCGCACGAGGGCUGAUGAAUCACAGUGAAUCCCACACACUCUCUCUCUCGCUCUAUCUCUCUCUCUCUUGCCUCCUCCUCUCCCAUCCUCUGCUC